AUGGAAAUGAUUGAAUUAACAACUUCAGAAUUGUGGAAAACAAAAUUUGUGGAAUUACAAAAAACUCUUGGAAGAAGCUGCUUGGAGAAGUCUGUUGCCAUCUUCAAUUGCUGGAUGUCAUUGUUUGAAAGAUUUAAUUCUUUGAAGAAAAUCUCAUAUGCCUUUGGUUCAACAUAUACAUGCAAACAAAUUUUUUCACAUAUGAAAUCUGUUUUGAGUCCACAAAGAAGUUGUCUGACAAUUCAACAUUUGGAAGCUUGCAUAAAACUAAAAGUCACAAAUUAUGCACCUGAUAUUGAGAAAUUAAUCAAAAAUGUACAGGGACAAGGUUCUCAUUAA
Messenger RNA from Octopus sinensis (East Asian common octopus), 339 nucleotides. RefSeq lists its product as uncharacterized. The transcript has a single exon. The coding region runs from base 1 to 339 and encodes 112 amino acids. The record is from RefSeq and is a predicted model, not a curated record. Lineage: Eukaryota; Metazoa; Mollusca; Cephalopoda; Octopoda; Octopodidae.